UAAAAAAUAUUUGCUUGUUUUAGCUUAGAUAUUCCAUAAAAGUAAUUGCAAUCAUUAUCUAAAUUUUCAUGGGUUCUAAUUGGUGACUAAGAAUAAUUUAUUCUUUCUUAUACCUGUUUUCACAUUUUUCUACUUUUUGUUUACAUAUAACAAUCGAAAGUGCAUUGUUCUAAAUAACCUUCUUAUUUAUAAACACUGAUGGAACUAUGAAAAAGUAAAAAAAGUACAAAACUAUAUUAAUAAUUUUAAACGGUAUAUUUCUACAGCAUGAAUUGUUUUCGAUGGCCACCGUUUAAGUAAUUUUCUGUACACUUUCCCAAAGCAGCUGGGUUGAAUGCUAUUAUGAUCGAAUCCCCUUGCAAAUCAUUUGGGUUGGAUAUUUCCUUUUCGUGAACAAUGAGGUUUCUAUAAUUGUUCUAUCUGACCUUGUUACAAAUUUGCACAUAUCUGAGGAUAAAUGCAAUGAUAAAAAUAUUAAAACUUAGGAAGGAACCCAGUGAAAAUGUUUAGGAAGAUAUUUGGAUCAACUGUUGUAAAAAGAUAACUAUUUGUCGUAAAUGUACUGACAUGGAAGGCAGAUGUAAUAGAAAAUAACCAAGAAAAAUAUUUGUUAUGAGGUAAAAUUGACGUUGUUUGGAAUUUUUAACACUUCUGCUGAAAUUUGACAAUUUAUUCUUCUGCUGUCAUUAGAGACUUGGUAGCAAUAUUAUAAUGGCAUCUGAUUAUCCAGAAUGUUCCAAAGCUACAGAAUUAGAGGAAAUACAAGAAAAAGAAUGGAUUGAACUACCAGAAUCUUCACCAGAAGAUCAGCUACAAGAUAAUGGGGGUGAUCAACAUUUUGUGACAUUGACUGGAACAGUUGCUCGUGGCUACCAAGCUGGUCAAGUGGUAGAUGUCCAGCUACAAAUUUCUCGAGAUGAGUUACGUAAACUAACACUUGAGAGAGGGACGAAAGAGGAAAAGCUCAAGUACAAAUCUUCACCAUGUUCUUGGGGACUGCAUUCAGGAUUGCAUAUUGUAUUUCUGAGCAUCAUCUGUAUACCUCUUGCUUGGCUUGUUUCUUUAGGAUAUUCCUUCUACAUUGGCUGCAACACCUGGUAUAAUAUUUAUUUGUAUUUUUCUGAAGAAAAGACAAUCUGGCAUAAGAUUUCUAUUUGUCCUGUUCUCAUAUUAACAUUUCCUUUCACUGUUGGUUUGUCAUCUCUCAUCAUAAGUUUAUAUGCCUCAGUUAUUCAAAUUUCAUGGAAUUUCUAUAAAUGGCUGCAAGAAUUUCAAGAUUAUGAAAAAGGCUUUUAUGGCUGGUUCUGUAACUGGAUUGGCCUGCACCAGUGUUGUCCUUAUGAAGUGGUGAUACUUGACUGCCCUGAAUCAAUAAGAGAGACAAAAUUACCUUCAAGUUAAUUACUUAAAAUAUGCUCGCCAGAUGCUACACAAACACCCACCGUUUGUUCUGGACUUAUAUUAGCUGACCUAUAACUACUGGUUCAAUUUGUAAUUUGAUGGAAUUUUGAUUUAGAUAUAUUGCUGGUGUAUUAAUCAAUACAUACAUAUGUAUAUGGUGCGCGCGUGUGUGUGUGUGUGUGUGUGUGUGUGUGUGCGUAUUUGUGUAUGUAUGUGUAUGUGUGUGUAUAUAUAUGGAUAUGUACAAAUAUGUUUUUAUAUGUCUCGAUGUAUGUGUGUGUAUAUAUGUAUGUAUAUGUGCCUGUAUGUAUAUUUGUGUAUACAUUUAUUUAUCAUAGUAUAUAUAUAUAUAUAUAUAAAAUAUAUAUAUAUAUAUAUGUAUGUGUGGGGUGUGUGUGAAUGUUGUGAACAGUGUAAACCAGUGCAAAACUAUGAGUAAAUGUUUGAACUAUGUAAAAUGUAUUUCUUUUUUGUUUUAAUAUAAUUUAUAACUAAGAUCAGUGAGCUGGCAGAAUUGUUAGUAUGGUGGUCAAAAUGCUUAGCAGCAUGUCAUCCAUCUUUAUGUUCUGAGUUCAAAUUCCACUGGGGUCAAACUUUGCCUUUCAUCCUUUUAAGGUAGAUAAAAUAAGUACUUGUUGAGGACUGGGGUUGAUGAAAUUGAUUUAUUCCUUCACCUGAUUUGAGCCAAAAUUUGAAACCAAUAUAACUUAUAACUUGUAUAUUAUAAUGUGCGUGCGUGUGUGUGUGUGUGUGUGUAUGCAUGUGUAUGAUUAUGAGUGUGUAUGCAUGUGUAUAUAUGCAUAUAGAUUUGUAUACAUGCAUGUAUAUAUAUGUAUAUAUGUAUACAUAUAUGUACAUAUAUGUAUGUGUAUGUAUAUCUGGAUAUAUCUACACAUACAUAUGCACAUGUAAAUAUAUAGGUACCGUUGACUGAACACUAUUCAAUUUUUUUUCUCCGUGUUUUUCUCCUUGUCUCCGUAUUCUUUCUGUUGAAGAGCGUAGCUCGAAACGUCAAAGACUUUCCGUAUUCCCGAGCGUCAUACUAAUAUAUACUUUUGUUAUUUACACCACCUGUCCUCGUCUGUUGUUAUUAUUUGUAUAUUCUCCCAUAUAUAUAUAUGUAUAUAUAUAUAUAUAUAUAUACAUACGUACAUGUAUACAUGUGUAUAUAUAGAUAGAUACAUAUGUAUAUAUAUGUGUGGGUGUGUAUCUAUAUGAUAGAUGAUGAUGAUGUGUAUAUAUAUAUAUAUAUAUAUCAAACUAUAAUAAUUUAUUUUCACUGCUAUUAUGUCCCACCUGUGACUUUAUUUUUCUGCACAUUCUAAUGAUCUAUCAAAAUUUUCCAGUCAAUAUCUUUCAUAAUUCAUUUAGUAAUUCAUUUGUAAAUGUUUAGUUUAUCUUGUUUUAGUUGUUAAGGCAAAGUGGUUCAGUAAAAUUUGCCAGUGCUGAGAUUGUGAAUUGUUUAUCUUGUAAGUUGUUAUUGUUGCAAGUGAAACAAAAUUAUGGAUUUCAAUUUGAUGUAAAAUUUAUUUGAACUGAAUACCAAAUUAUGUUUCAACAAUACAAAAAUUUUUGUUAGGACAGAUUUUUGCUAACUCUUGCCUAUAGAUUAUUUUUAUGAUGAUAAGAGAAAUGAUUUCUAUAGUUAGAGCAUAUCUGCUAUCCUAUUAAUUCUAGGCAAAUACACAUAUUCACUCACGAAAGGUGAAGUAGGUUUGUAACUGUAAUUUUUUUUUGACUCUUUACCUAUAAUUUGUUAGUGAAAUAGAGUUAAUUCUUUCAUUAAGUAUAAUAAUAUGCAUUUAUUUUAUAAGUGUAGGUUAUUUCAGGUACACCAUAUCAAGUCAGUAGGUUGAAUUUAUUAGGAAAUAUGCUGAUUAACUAGGGAGUCAAAGUCAAAAAAAGUAAUAAGAUUUUAAAGUUUUCGGAAUUAAUUAAUUGUAGUGCUUAUUAUAAGAAAUGUAGGUCUUGACAGAUAUUUGCUUGUGCAGAGGUACUUUAAAUUGUUCAUUACAAUUUCAAUGAAUUACAAAGUAAAUUUUUAUUGCCAUUUGUUGUAAAAUUAACAUUAUAAAUAAUAACUGAAACUAUGACACAAUGUAACAUUUUUCAGUUAUACUGAAAUGAUCUGUUGUCAUUUCAAUUUGUUCUUUUAUAUUUGUAUAUUUUAAUUUCAAAUCUGUAUUUAUCUUUAAUUUUAAGAAAAAUUAUUUCUUUUUAUUAAUUGAAAUAAUUCAGCUGGAGCUAAAAAAUUAAAUAUUUUGAUAUUAUUAUUAAAACAAAACAAAGCAAAUUGAUCUAUUAAGAAAUAAAAUCUGAAUGAAAGUUUUUCUAUUGAUUAAAUCAUAAUGUUUGGCCAUCUAUAAAUGUUAUCUCUAUGUAAAGUCAUUUUGUCUUUGUUGUUGUGCAGACUAAGUGUAAAAUUACACUUUAACACUAAUUUUGAGCAAUAGCUUUCUUUUCAUAAUUUGAUCUAUGAUUGUAUCUGUGAUAGAUGUUUUCAUGUUUAUAUAACAACUGUCAUUUCUUUUUGUGAUGGGCGGGCUGGAUGAAUGCUUUUUACUUUAUAUGAACUCUUUGUAACAACUGAAAUAUUCCAUAUUUUUUUCUUCAUAUUGUGAUAUGUUCUGAAUUUUUUCAUUAUUCAUUGAGAUUAAGUCUUAAAGUUAUUGAUUGUAAUACUGCUGCUAUGAAAGAUUUUAUUUUGGACAAUUCUUUUUCAACCAUUGAAAGGAAUUUAUGUUUUUACAUGGACCGGUCAUAUCAACCUACUUAACUUCAUGAAAGUCUUACAAUAUAUUUAAUGUGUGUUUUCAUUAAUCUUCUUUAUUACCACUGAAAUUCAUUGACUUGUUGAACUGAACCAUAAAUUUAAAAUUACUUUUUCCAAGUACUGAACUCAUUCUUCAAAUGUCCAUGCAAAAUUUGACAAGAAAAAAAAAAAGAAAAAAUGAAGAAAGAACAAAAUCACCGAUCACCUUCAGGAUAUUUGUGCAUUUACGUGAACAUUUUUCUGAAUAUAUUUGCAUAAAGCUGCAGAGAUUUUUCAGACAACUGUUUUAUAUAUGUUACUGUAACAAUACGAUAUAAAACGUUUUAUUGGAAUAAGUAA
Messenger RNA from Octopus bimaculoides (California two-spot octopus), 4513 nucleotides. Its product is annotated as transmembrane protein 169. Lineage: Eukaryota; Metazoa; Mollusca; Cephalopoda; Octopoda; Octopodidae. The record is from RefSeq and is a predicted model, not a curated record.